AUGGAGAGCGAACUCUUGCGCUAUGAGCAGCUCGCGAAUCCGAAUCCAGGCAAAGCGGUCAAAACGAAGACGGUUCCUAUCGCCCAGACACUGUCCGAUUUGGCUCAAUUCCUGCGUGACGAGCGUGACCGGCUCGUGAAUCAGCCAGAGGUACCGCCCUUGGCAAUCCAGCAGACGUUUCAGACGGCCCUUGCAAAUAUAGAGGCAUCAAAGGCGCAGAUUGACGAGCGUCUGAAGGAGACGCACGCAUCAGGGACGAAGAUUGGCAAGCUCAUUGACAAGAAGACACCAGUUUUGUUACCAGAGCAUGAGCCACUCUUUCAAAGUACCGAUGCCGUGGAAGCCAUUAAGCGGACUAUUGGCCAGCACCUCAUCCGCACGGGAGCUCUCCAGGCGGCCAACGUGUUUGCAGAGGAGACCGCCACCGAGCUCGACUCGGCCGAAAUUGCCAAGUUUGCAGAGCUACGCAAGGUGGUGGGAGCUCUGCGUGUCCAUGAUGUUGAGCCCGCAUUAAGCUGGGUUGAGGCCAACAGGGGCUUUUUGGAAGCGCAAGGCUCAGACCUCGAAUUUCUCCUCCACAGAUCCCAAUAUCUCCGUAUCCUUUCAGAGUCCCCAAUCCCAACGGAUAUCGCUCCGGCGUUUGAGUAUGCGAAACAGCAUCUUUUGCCAUUGGAGCCCCGUUAUCCAUCAGAGGUCCCGAAAUUGAUGAACUGCCUAGUGCUCGGGGACUCUGUCUCGCGAAUCUACCCGGACCUCGCGUCGCCAGAGGUGCAUAACCGACUCGAAGGCGCAUUCAGUCGAGAAUAUUGCGCAAGCCGGCACGUCAGCAAUCAGGCCCCCCUCAAAGUUGUAUCUAUAAUCGGCGGGGGGAUCGCAUUACCCCGUAUAGAGAAAGGCAAGAAAAUUAUGAAGGAGCGCAAGGGCGAAUGGUCGCACACCGAGGAAAUACCGGUGGAAAUUCCUUUGCCACCGGAGAACCACUACCACUCCGUUUUCACCUGUCCGGUGUCAAAAGAGCAGGCAACGGUCGUCAAUCCACCGAUGAUGCUCCAGUGUGGACACGUCAUCGUUCGGGAGAGUCUCCAAAAGUUGACCAAGGUGCACACACGGGUAAAAUGCCCCUACUGUCCACGCGAAAGCGAUGCUCGACAGGCUGUUCGCCUCUAUUUCUGA
Messenger RNA from Serendipita indica DSM 11827, 1173 nucleotides. The record is from the annotation of a GenBank genome assembly. NCBI's taxonomy places the organism in Eukaryota, Fungi, Basidiomycota, Agaricomycetes, Sebacinales, Serendipitaceae.